Messenger RNA from Clunio marinus, 240 nucleotides. NCBI's taxonomy places the organism in Eukaryota, Metazoa, Arthropoda, Insecta, Diptera, Chironomidae. The record is from the annotation of a GenBank genome assembly.
AUGGCCACAUCAACAACUGGUUCAAUGUCUCUCAGCCAAUGUCCAAUCAUGAGUCAAUCUGGUGCUGGUCAUUCUUGUUCAUCUUUGCCUCCGAUCAAAAAAGCAACCAACUCAGAAAGCGAAUAUCUCAAUUUGUGUCAUCAUCAGAGUCAUCAGAAUAAACAUCAGAAGUCUUCAAGAAAAGCUACAAAAUAUGCAAGAUCACAUUCAUGUUCAUCUACAAACACUGCUAUUGAGUAA